AUGGUGUUAGCGGAGCUGGGAUCGAAGCUACAGGGGGCGCUGGCCAAACUUAACCGCACGACUGUAGUGGAUGACGAGGUGUUCAACGCGCUGCUUAAGGAAAUCUGCGGCGCGCUGCUCGAGUCAGACGUGCAGGUGAAACUCGUGCGCCAACUACGAGACAAUGUCAAGCUGGCCGUGAACCUCGAGGACGCGAGCUCGGGCGUGAAUCGCCGUCGCCUCAUCCAGAAGUCGGUAGUGGACCAAAUCGUGCAGAUGCUGGAGCCUGAGGCGCAGCCUUACAAGAUGAAAAAGGGCCAAAGCAACGUUAUCAUGUUCGUCGGACUUCAGGGAAGCGGUAAGACCACAAGUAUCGCCAAGUUCGCGCACUUUUACCAGCGCAAAGGCUGGAAAACCUGUAUGGUCUGUGCCGAUACUUUCCGUGCCGGUGCGUUUGACCAGCUCAAGCAGAAUUCCACCAAACUACGCAUCCCUUUCUACGGUAGCUACACAGAGGCCGACCCGGUCCGCAUCGCAGAGGAAGGUGUGGCUCAGUUCAGAGCUGAGAACUACGAGCUCAUCCUCGUGGAUACCAGUGGUCGUCACAAACAAGAGACUGAUCUGUUUGCCGAGAUGAGAGAGGUAUCAGCUGCCGUACAGCCCGAUGACGUCGUGUUCGUAAUGGACUCCACUAUCGGCCAGGCCGUGUUCGACCAGGCCAGCGCCUUCCGUGAGACGGUGGAUGUCGGUAGUGUGAUCAUUACCAAGCUAGAUGGUCACGCUAAGGGCGGCGGUGCACUCAGUGCUGUCGCUGCUACAGGCUCGCCUAUUAUUUUCUAUGGUACGGGAGAACACUUCGCAGACUUUGAGUCGUUCAACGCACAGAGCUUUGUGAGUCGUCUUAUGGGUAUGGGAGACAUCCGUGGACUCAUGGAAGAGGUCAAGACCAGUGGCAUGCUCGACAACCAAGAAGAAAUGGUCGAGAAGUUCCAGAAAGGAGUCUUCACUCUGCGGGACAUGUACAAGCAGUUCCAGAGUGUGAUGAAGAUGGGACCGCUUAGCAAAGUCAUGUCUAUGAUCCCUGGCUUACCACAGGGCAUGAGUGAGAUGAUGAACAUGGGAGGAGGAGAGGAAGAGGCCUCUAAGCGACUCCGACGAUUCCUCUUUAUGAUGGACAGUAUGACGGAUGCCGAGCUCGAUGGUGCUGUACCGCUGUCUGAGUCGCGCCAGACGCGAGUGGCGCGUGGCUCAGGUUGUCAGUUGUAUGAGGUAGAGUUUCUGCUUAAGUGUCACAAGCAGUUUGCGACUGUUGUGAGUCGUAUGGGCAAGAGUGGCCUCAUGAAGACGGGCGACGCCGCACUCGGCAAGCAAAUGGCCCGCAACCCGAACGCGGUCAUGCAACAACUCUCGAAGGUCAUGGACCCUAAGAUGAUGGCGCAGAUGGGCGGUCCGCAGAACAUGAUGCGGAUGAUGAAGCAGAUGCAAGGAAUGGACCCCAGCGCACUAGGCGACAUGGCCAAGAUGGCUCAGAAUAUGGGUAUGAAGAUGCCUUUUUAG
Messenger RNA from Phytophthora infestans T30-4, 1536 nucleotides. RefSeq names its product signal recognition particle, putative. Gene Ontology annotation, biological process: SRP-dependent cotranslational protein targeting to membrane, translocation; SRP-dependent cotranslational protein targeting to membrane. Lineage: Eukaryota; Oomycota; Peronosporomycetes; Peronosporales; Peronosporaceae. Gene Ontology annotation, molecular function: GTPase activity; endoplasmic reticulum signal sequence receptor activity; 7S RNA binding. The transcript has a single exon. The record is from RefSeq and is a predicted model, not a curated record. Gene Ontology annotation, cellular component: cytosol; signal recognition particle, endoplasmic reticulum targeting. The coding region runs from base 1 to 1536 and encodes 511 amino acids.